GAUAAUACUAUUGAGCACCAUGACAUAUUUUUCUCCUGUGAUACGUACACUUGUAACUGUGAUGAUAUUGUUUCCAACAUUGGAUUCUAUAAUGUUGCUCAGACCGUUCUUGAAACGCAGAAUGACGGUAGAAGUUCCAGAACACAAUUUCUGGCCGUUUCUACCGAUAGUUUCACCAUUUAAAAAUAACAAAACAUAUUAUGAUCUACCAAGACAUAAUUUCUGGCCAUUUAUUCCAAUUGUUCCACCUAUCCGUCCUGAAGGUGAACCGUUACCAACUCCUCCAACUCCAUCAAUACCAUGGGUUCCUCCUACUCAUAAGCCUACAGAUUAUAAUUAUGACGAAGUUCUCCAGAAGUCUAUUUUAUUUUACGAAGCCCAGAGGUCUGGCAGGUUACCAGCUAUAAGGAAUAUAGCUUGGCGUGGAGAUUCGGCUUUACAGGACCAAGGCAUAUUUGGUGAAGAUCUAUCGGGUGGUUGGUACGAUGCUGGUGAUUGCGUCAAAUUCGGGUUUCCAAUGGCAGCAUCUACCACUUUGUUGCUUUGGGGAUUCAUUGAAUUUUACGAUGGAUAUGAAUAUGCAGGAUUAGUCAAUGAAAUGUAUGACUGUGUUCAGUGGCCACUAACGUACUUUAUGAAAGCCCAUCCAACUAAAUUUGAAUUCUAUGCUCAGGUAGGUGAUCCCUUUAUUGACCAUGACUAUUGGGGUCGUCCAGAGGAUAUGACUAUGUAUCGUCCAGCAUAUCGACUAUCUCCAGAAAGACCUGGAAGUGACGUCAUUGGUGAAACAGCGGCCGCUUUGGCAGCAGGUUCAAUUGUUUUUAGAACAAGAGACCCAGCCUUGGCCGGGGAGAUGUUAAGGCAUUCAGAAGAAUUAUUUGAGUUUGCGCAGAAUUACCAGGGUUUAUACAGCGAAUCCAUUCCAUCUGUUAAAGAGUUCUACCCCUCAAGUCAGUUUCAAGAUGAAUUAUGUUGGGCAGCAGCUUGGUUAUACAGAGCUACGGGAAAAUUUACCUACUUAGAUACUGCUGAACAAUAUUAUGUUUCUAAGCAUUCAUGGGCUUUUAAUUGGGAAGACAAAACAGAUGCUACGAGCUUAAUGUUAUUUAUGUUGACUAAAAAGGAGAAAUAUAGAGAUGAUAUUGAGAGAUCGCUUAGGGAUUGGCUUCCAGGAGGCACUGUGCCGUACACUCCUAAAGGUCUUGUUUUUAGGGCAAAAUGGGGAUCUUUAAGAUUUGCCGGUAAUGUAGCAUUCCUGGCUCUUGUAGCAGCUAACGCAGAUAUAAACCCAUCUAUGUACAGAAGAUGGGCUAAACAACAGAUCCAUUAUAUAUUAGGAGAUACUGGUAGAAGUUAUGUUGUAGGCUUCGGAAAUAAUCCCCCAACUCGGCCUCAUCACGCUUCUAGUUCGUGUAACUCACCACCAUUGCCUUGUACGUGGGAUGAUUUCUCUAAAUCAACACCUAAUAGUCAUAUACUAUAUGGAGCUGUCGUAGGGGGGCCAGAUAAAUUCGACCAUUUCGUUGAUGAUAGAGAAGAUUUUAUUCAGAACGAAGUCGCCUGUGAUUAUAAUGCUGGUUUCCAGUCGGCUUUAGCAGGUCUAAAUCAACAGAAAUAUAGACAAGUAAACCUUAUUUGAAGAAAAUUAAGCUUUCAAGAUGCUUUGCUUUUUACACCUUUUAAGAUACUUUGCUUUUAACAGUUUUAAGAUAUCUUGCUUUUUGAACGCGUUUCGACACACCCAAACAAUCCAAUGGACACACAUCAAAUUCUAAAAAAAACCGAUUCUUGUUGUCUUUUUACAGCUUCUAAUUGAUGUUUUAUAAUGUGUAUCGACUAGGGCAGCUUCAGUAACAUUGAUGAUGAUUGCCCUGCAAAAACAUCCAUCGUUGUAAUAUCAGGUUGUAAGAGUCAGCAAGUUUCAUUCGGCAGUUCUCAGCAGUAAAACUGAAUCUAUAUAUUCUGCUCGCCAGUUUCCGUAAAGCUCAAUCUACGAAUCUAUGAAAGCUCAAUCUAUGACUGGAAGUUUCCGUUGGGUACUCUGGGGCAAGCUUGUUUCUUCCUAUAUUUCGCCACUAAAUCUGUGGCGUAAAUAUAUUCCAUAGCUUCGGGAGAUUAUUCUUACAUUUAUUAAUGCAUUUGAUGCUAGAUUUGAAUUAUCUGUUAACUAUUUAUGCAUUUCAACUUCAUUAUGAAUCUUUCGAAGUUUUUGUUUUUAUUGGCUUUUUAUAUACAAACAGCCAAUUAUGUUUGAACUACCAGAAUCACUUGACAAUUUGCAAAUAGUUUCCACAAACAUUGGCUGCCAAUAAAUACAGUGAUAUGAUGCAAAGCGCUAGUGGAACGGUCGACUGUUUGAGCAAUACGUUAGACUCCCAUUUGCGAUGUUGAAUUUGAGAUUUAUAACGUUAUAUGUAAAACUAUAAAAAUAAAUCUUUUUUCUGU
Lottia gigantea (owl limpet) is the source of this 2445-nucleotide messenger RNA. RefSeq lists its product as hypothetical. Bases 20 to 1639 code for a protein of 539 amino acids. Gene Ontology annotation, biological process: carbohydrate metabolic process. The transcript has 10 exons. The record is from RefSeq and is a predicted model, not a curated record. Gene Ontology annotation, molecular function: hydrolase activity, hydrolyzing O-glycosyl compounds. Lineage: Eukaryota; Metazoa; Mollusca; Gastropoda; Lottiidae.